CCCGCCGGGACUGAUGUGCGAAGAUGGCGAAGAUGGGUCUUCUUGCAGGACGUGAAUUUUGACAUCAGGCGCUGGAUGUACGUGUGCGUAUCUGUGUCGGGAUCGGCCUGCAAGUGUAAAGUAGUGAUCGAAUUAGUCUCAAUCGGUACGUCUUUACUGUCGCAUCCGUGCGAACAGACGGUGGAAGUGUCUCCGAGGUCGGUUUUGUAGCAGUGUUGUUUCUAGUGAAUAGUGUAGUUGGACCGUGUUUUUCGCUGCGUCUGCUGCCGGAAUUUGUAAUAAGUUUGUAAUUAAAGUGUAUGUGCAGCAAUUUAGUCUGCGGACAAUGAUACGCGAGAGCAGCUUCGAUCGGGAGUGACGUGUUACGGUCCAUUCGGAAGAUGACGACACAUCCAGAGGAGAUGGUGUUUCCGUAAUUCGAAGUGGCGAAUACAGAACGACUACGAUUAAAUCGAAGGGCGGAUCGUCCUAAAUCGGAGAAAGCUGGCACAUCAAAACAAAGUUUUAGGCAAAUUUUGCUUCUAGUCAGACCAGUUUGAUGUCAGGCAGUGAAUCUUCGGAAUGUAAACAAUACAAAUGUCAAAAUGAGAUUUGAUGCGUUUUGUUGUGACUCGUCGAAGUGAAGCAGACGUGUUUUGUGUUUGCAUAGUUUUGUUGUGUGUUUUUGUUGCCUGUAACUCGCAUGCACGGCGGAAAUCGCCUGAAUGUUUUUAUAACCAAUUUAAUGAUCGAGUCUUUACCUGCAGCCAGAGGCGAGCAAUGCAAUGUGUAAACAAAUGAAACAUACCUCCCGGAGAGGUACCGAAAGCGGAAAGCAAUCAAAAAUCAAUACAACUGGAGUAUUCUAAACAAAAAUAUGGAAUGCAAGAGCGCGGUGUUUUCGGGUGGUGAAAUUGAAAUCGCUGUAAAAGAGCAAGUGUUUUGUAGAAUCAAGGAAAAUAAGUGAAUUGCUCCAAAUCAUAGCGUAAAAUAGGAUGUGACGUGGUGAAUGAAAAUCCGAUUAGUGCUAGAGAAUAGAAGUUAUGUGGUAUAUAGUGUUAUCGUGGAACGAAGCAUAUUUCGUUCUUGAAUCAGCGCCUAUUCCCGGAUUAAAACGUACCACAAUGUUCGUUUCGUGGAAAAGUAGAGCAUUAAUAAUUCCCUAAAUUUGUGGCGCCUUCCGGUUAGCGAAAACACUAUAAUGAAUAAUUUAACCACACGCAAUUAAUAAUAGGGCGUUAUCGGCCGCACCUGCAAAUAAUUAAACAUCCGAGAAGAUAGCCAAUCUGCUCACUGCCCAAAAUGCAGGCGAAAAAGCGCUACAUUCUGGUUAUAAUCUGCUGUGCAUUUCUGGCUUACUGUUACUUUGGCGGCUACCGGCUCAAAUGGCUACAGAAGCUGUUCGCUAUCAGUGUACGGAAAAAUCCGUCCAAACUACCGCCUUACCAUCAGAUGCACUACCAGUUCUCAGAUGCCCUGGAACAUCCGGCCGCCGCAAUCGCUGCCAAUGCCGAGCGUCGUUCUGCAUUGGAUGACGAUCUGUACGCGUAUCCGGUAUUCGAGUCCAAGUACAUAGGCGACGCACUCCCCUCGCAACACCGCUCCUGUCGGAUGGAAACGUGUUUCGAUUUUUCCAAGUGCUCCGAUCAAAACUUUCUAGUGUACGUCUAUCCGCCGGAACCGCUUAACUCGUUGGGAGCUCCUCCGCCGGUUAGUCCAAAUUACCAGAAAAUUAUAUCCGCCAUCCAAGAGAGUCGGUACUUUACGCCGAACCCGGAAAAGGCGUGUCUGUUCGUGCUGGGCAUCGAUACCCUGGAUCGGGACUCGCUGAGUGAGGACUAUGUGCGAAACGUUCCGUCCAGACUGCAGCGGUUGCCACACUGGAAUAACGGACGGAACCAUAUCAUCUUCAAUCUCUAUUCGGGAACGUGGCCGGAUUAUGUCGAGGUAGGACUCGGCUUUGAUCCCGGACAGGCGAUUCUGGCCAAGGCCAGCAUGAGUGUUCAAUCGUUGCGGACGAACUUCGACGUGAGCAUCCCGCUGUUCCACAAGCAGUUCCCGCUGCGUGCUGGAAACACCGGUUUCGUUGCGAGCAAUAAUUUCCCCGCGAACAAGAAGUAUCUGCUGGCGUUUAAGGGAAAAAGAUAUGUGCACGGGAUAGGGUCCGAAACGAGAAAUUCCUUGUUUCAUCUGCACAACGCCCGGGAUUUGGUGCUGGUGACGACCUGUCGGCACGGGAAAAGCUGGCGGGAUCUACAGGACGCGCGGUGCGACGAAGACAACCGGGAGUAUGACAGAUACGACUACGAGACUUUAUUACAAAAUUCAACAUUUUGCCUUGUGCCGAGAGGACGCCGUCUAGGAUCGUUUAGGUUCCUCGAGGCGCUUCAGGCAGGUUGUAUACCGGUGCUACUGUCCAACUCGUGGGUGUUACCGUUUCAGUCGAAAAUCGACUGGAAACAGGCAGCGAUCUGGGCCGAUGAAAGACUGUUACUGCAGGUGCCGGAUAUUGUACGUUCGAUCUCCGCCAGCCGCAUCCUAGCUUUACGUCAACAAACUCAAGUGCUUUGGGAGCGUUAUUUCAGUUCCAUUGAGAAAAUAGUUUUUACUACAUUCGAGAUAAUUCGAGAGAGACUGCCAGACUAUCCCCAUCGGAACGGGCUGACCUGGAAUCAGUCGCCGGGAGCCCUGCUGACGCUUCCAACAUUCUCCGACACGGCGCACCGGUUUCCAUUUUUGCUGGACUCCGUGGGCUACCGGCCCGGACCGAACUAUACGGCCGUCAUCUUCGUCCAGAUCGGCGCUCAGCUGACACCAAAUACCGCACUGUACAAGCUAGUCAAAUCCAUCACCAAAAGCCAAUUUGUAGAUAAGAUUUUAAUUCUAUGGGCCUGUGACCGAUCAGCGCCGACUCGCAAACGGUGGCCUCCGACGGGGCACAUUCCGCUGCACGUGAUAAGCGGAUCGUCCAGUGAAGACCGGCCCAGCAUAUCCCAAAGAUUUUUCCCCCACGAGCAGAUCGAAACGGACGCCGUACUGUCGCUGGAUGAGGAUGCCAUCCUUAACACCGACGAGCUGGACUUUGCCUACCAGGUGUGGCAAGAUUUCCCCGACCGCAUCGUUGGCUAUCCGGCGCGAGCUCACUUCUGGGAUGAUUCCAAAAACGCCUGGGGUUAUACGUCCAAAUGGACCAACUACUACUCGAUCGUACUGACGGGGGCAGCUUUCUACCACCGCUAUUACAACUAUCUUUACACCAACUGGCUGUCCUAUCUGCUGCUGAAGACGGUCCAGCAGUCCUCGAACUGCGAGGACAUCCUGAUGAAUCUGCUGGUGUCGCACGUUACACGGAAACCACCAAUUAAAGUGACUCAGCGGAAGGGUUACAAGGACCGGGAGAGUGGGAGAUCGCCGUGGAAUGAUCCAGAUCACUUCAUUCAACGACAAAGUUGUCUGAAUACGUUUGCGGCUGUGUUUGGCUACAUGCCGCUGUUACGUUCCAAUCUCCGACUGGAUCCGGUACUGUACCGUGAUUCGGUAUCCAACCUGAGGAAAAAGUACCGCCAAAUCGAACUGGUCGGCAGCUAGCGGUUCUUGUACGUUUACUAAGUUCUCGUAUGUUUCAACCUGAUUCAUCGUUCGGUUCUCGAAACCUUUCCACUCGCUCUCCGAAGCUAUCACCGGGUGGUACCAACUAGAUCACAUCUCAUUGUAGAACAAGAACAAACUAAGUUAGUGAAAUGUUCGUAGUCGAGCAAUCUCGAUGAAUGGUGGGUGAGUCCCAGCAGAGUGAUUUGUAAAAUCCAAACCGAAACAAAAACUGACGCCCUGAGGGCUCUGUCCAGCAGAGCGCCGGGAAAAAUUGACUAGGAAAAAGAAAGUGUAGUAUUUUGUAAUUAAUUUUAUUUUAUAAAUUUUUAUAAGUUUUUAGAGCUGUAGGCCUACAAAAAGCAAUUUUUACGUUACUGAACUGAAGGACGAUUAGAAGAUUCAAACCACAUGAUCACUCAUACUGUACAGAAUAAUUCAGCUAAACACUGAGGAGAUAAUUGGUUGUUAUACGUAGAUAAAUGCUGACGGAAUGCCAUAAAGGUCGUGUGAAAAUUUCGCUUUCGAAAUAUUUUCUUGUUGUUGUAAAUAGCACCCGGUAGGCCAAAAGUAAGAAAAUCGAGCAUCCUAAGAAUCUUAACUAAAAUAGAUACGCAGUCAUAAACAUACUCAAUACAAGGCAGUACCGGAAGCGCUAUCGUUUUAUCUUCUAUAGGAUGAUAAGUAGGACAAAUUAUAUCAAACAACACGAUCGCCAGUCAUGACUGCAACGGCAUACAUAUAUCGGUUUAGAUAGGAUGGAGCAAUCGUGAAGGACGAGUUCUGAAGUAAGAGCAAAAAGUUACUACAGUAUAUUUGUUAUGUAAGUGUAAGCUAAGCAAAAUAUUGAUUGAGAUUUUAUACACGAAACGAAAAAAAAAGCACGGCAAUAGAAAACGAGGUAGGCUAACGAAAAGUGCAUUUGAUUCGACCUAAAAAAACUGAAGUUGUGUUUUAAGGGUUAAAAAAUCGGUUUUGCGUCACAAUAGUAUGGACAUUUUUUAAUUUGUUUUAUUGAAUCGACUGAUUGAGCUUGUACUUGCAGUUAAAACUAGGAUCAAAUGAUGACCAUGCUUCCUGUAUUAUCCCCACUUUCUUACUUGGGAUUUUUGGAAGGCCAAUUUAUUUGUUGACACAAAAGUUUUUUUUUACUAGAUUAGGAUCCAAAUCUGGUGCUGGCACUUCAAAUCGAUUUUAUGAACGUCGAACCUCUACCGUGCGAGCGAUAUACUACGGAUUAUUAUUUUGUAAGCAUUCUGGAUUUUUAAGCAGUGCUUCUCGCAAGAUCCGAAAUAUCCGUAAUUCACAAAAUUAGACUGACUCCGUAUAUAAAAUCAGCCUUAGAUCAUAUUUCCACCUCUCUAUUGGAUUGUUUUGAGGUUUAUCAUCAUUUUCCAUGAAAAAUUUUCCGAGACCGUUUUUUAUAGUGAGGUUUUUUUUUACAAUGGAGAAGACCUUUACGUCCUAGCCCAGUACACGUGCUAUUGGUAGGGUCCAAUCUACCACACGGGGUGCACUGGGGGCGUGUCGGGCUCGAAUGGUGACGCUGCCAUUAAUACCGACUAAACUCCAUUGGGCUUCGCCAUCAUUCCUCCCAGGAACUUGACUUUAGUGCUCACUUUUUUCGUUCCUUGCGAGGCUGACUUGUGUGCUCACCUUACUCAUUCCUUACUAGGCUUACUUUUGUUCUCGCCCCACUCAUACCAUGUGAGGCUGACUUGGGUGCUCACCCUAUCACCUGAUUCACUCUGAGUGAGGUUUAAAAAGCUUCAAAAGCCUGGUCUGUUGUGUUGUGUUGCACUGUUUGGGACUCACAACUCACUUUCGUGUCUAACCACUUAAAACAGUCCUUACUCUUAUUCGGCCUUCUUCCCCACGGAGCUUCAGCAAGGUAUUACUUCGUGAGGGGGGGCUCAUUGUGCUUUCGUCGCACCUCUUUCUUCUGCUGUAUCUCGGAGUCUCACUUGAUUCACGAAAUGAUUCGGUCUUCGAAUUUUGAUUUAACUCUCGACUCUUCUCUUACUUCCAUCUCUGUUAUGUCACCAUUUAACUCUCGUCCCAGUGAGCUGUUUAGAUGCUGAUUCCAUGAGCCAUUUAGAUCCCGUUUCCGUGAGUCAUUCAGCUUCCGGUCUUAUCCCGAUCUACUCGGAUAGUCUCCGACGGUAAACUCACCCUACUUCCCAAAGGAGGAAUUUCUCCCGACACCACUACCCGCUUUCUUGAGCCAUUCAGCUCUCAGCUUUAUCGAGAUGGCCUCGGAUAUUAUCCGGCGGUGAAUUACCCUGCUCCGACUGACAGUUCCUCGGCAUCGGAAUGUCUCUCGGUACCGGUGUUUGUUUCGUGAGCCAAUUAGCUCCUAUUUUUAUCACGAUAUAGUCGGAUAGUCCACGGCAGCAAAUCUACCCUACUGUGAAUUCCCCGGCGGUAGAUUUUCCCCGAAACCGAUGUUCGUUUCCGUGAGCCAAUUAGCUCCCCGCUUCGUCCCGAUCUACUCGAUCUAGUCCCCGGCGAUGCACCUAGCCUGCCAGGCACGUAGCCAGAGGGGGGGCUAGGGGGCUAAAGCCCCCCCCGAAACUUUUCAAAAAUAAAUUUAA
Topomyia yanbarensis is the source of this 6161-nucleotide messenger RNA. It is a transcript of the gene ttv, whose product is annotated as exostosin-1. The transcript has 10 exons. Gene Ontology annotation, molecular function: glycosyltransferase activity. Gene Ontology annotation, cellular component: membrane. The coding region runs from base 1282 to 3567 and encodes 761 amino acids. NCBI's taxonomy places the organism in Eukaryota, Metazoa, Arthropoda, Insecta, Diptera, Culicidae. The record is from RefSeq and is a predicted model, not a curated record.